Messenger RNA from Malania oleifera, 2332 nucleotides. RefSeq names its product pentatricopeptide repeat-containing protein ELI1, chloroplastic. Gene Ontology annotation, molecular function: protein binding; RNA binding; zinc ion binding. The record is from RefSeq and is a predicted model, not a curated record. The transcript has 2 exons. Lineage: Eukaryota; Viridiplantae; Streptophyta; Magnoliopsida; Santalales; Ximeniaceae. Bases 147 to 1964 code for a protein of 605 amino acids. Gene Ontology annotation, biological process: RNA modification.
CGGGACUCCUUUCCUCGCACAACUGGCCUUGAAGUCCGAUGACACAGAAGUAACUAGAAAGAACAAAAGAAGAAAAUUAACAAGCCCCUGAGAAUUCAUGGCGCCAAAGACUUGAAAAGCCAGCAAUACAAUUCAAGUAUUCAACCAUGUUUUCAGCUACCCUUCCCACCACCGCUCCGCCAUCGACACCCGCCGUCGCCGCCAACACCCAUCAGCGUCUUCCCCUAGCUGAAAAACUCGCGUUCCUGAUCGACAAGUCCAAGACCGUGGACCACCUUCACCAAAUCCACGCUGCUCUCCUCCGCUACGGACUCCACCACCACCCCAUCUUGAACUUCAAGCUCCAGCGCUCCUACUCCUCCCUUGGCCACCUUCACUACUCCGUCGCCCUCUUCAACGACACCCGCAACCCCAACGUCUUCUUCUGGACUGCCAUCAUUCACGGCCACGCCGUGCACGGCCUCCACGAGGAAGCCCUUCAUUUCUAUACACAAAUGCUGACCCACAGCGUCGAGCCCAAUGUCUUCACCUUCUCCUCCAUGUUCAAAGCCUGCCCUCUGGAACCCGCUCUUGUUGAUAUUUAUGCCAGAGGAGGGGAGGUAGAAUCUGCACGACAACUGUUCGACUCCAUGCCUGAGAAAAGCCUUGUUUCUUUGACGACAAUGAUGACGUGCUAUGCAAAAUAUGGGAAUGUUGACGGUGCUCGAAUAUUGUUUGACGGAAUGAAGAAGAGGGAUGUUGUGUGCUGGAAUGUGAUGAUUGAUGGUUAUACUCAGCGCGGGAAGCCAAAUGAGUCCUUGGUCCUGUUUAGGCAAAUGCUGGCGGCAGGAGUGAGGCCCAAUGAAGUGACUGUAUUAUCGGUGCUCUCUGCUUGUGGGCAGCUGGGAGCCCUGGAAUCAGGUAGAUGGCUUCAUUCUUUUAUUAAGAAUAAUGGGAUUCAGAUCAGCGUUCAGGUGGCAACGGCUUUGGUUGAUAUGUACGGCAAGUGUGGUAGCUUGGACGAUGCUCGCUUGGUUUUCGAUAUGAUCAAUGACAAGGAUGUGGUGGCAUGGAAUUCAAUCAUAGUUGGGUAUGCAAUGCAUGGAUUCAGCCGGGAUGCAUUGGAGAUGUUUAACGAAAUGUGUAGAAUGGGAUUUCAUCCUACCGACAUAACCUUCAUUGGCAUUUUGAGUGCUUGUGCUCAUGCAGGACUGGUAAGUGAGGGUUGGCGUUUUUUCCAUUCAAUGAAAGAUGAUUAUUGUCUUGAACCCAAAAUAGAGCAUUAUGGAUGUAUGGUAAAUCUUCUUGGCCGUGCGGGGCAUUUGGAGGAAGCAUAUGAGCUUGUAAAGAACAUGGAAAUUGAGCCAGAUGCUGUUUUAUGGGGAACGUUGCUUGGGGCAUGUAGGCUUCAUUGUAACAUCCCCUUGGGAGAGGUCAUUUCAGAGUUCUUAGUUAGCCGGAAUCUGGCAAAUUCAGGAACUUAUGUUCUGCUUUCGAACAUCUAUGCAGCAGCGGGCAACUGGGAUGGGGUGGCAAGGGUGAGAGCCCUGAUGAAAUACAGCGGGGUUCAAAAAGAGCCAGGUUGUAGCUCAAUUGAAUUGAAUAAUAGGGUACAUGAGUUCCUUGCAGGGGAUUUGAAACACCCAAAGAGCAAAGAAAUUUAUAUGAUGCUUGAAGAGAUAAACGGUUGGCUCAAAGCUCACAAUUACACCCCAAAGACAGAUGCCGUGUUACAUGAUAUUGCGGAGAAAGAAAAGGUGCGAUCCCUUGAAGUUCAUAGUGAAAAGCUUGCCAUUGCUUUUGGACUUAUCAGUACCAAACCAGGAACUACAAUCAAAAUUGUAAAGAACCUCAGGGUGUGCUCAGAUUGCCAUGCUGUUACCAAGCUCAUUUCAAAGAUAGCAAGGCGCAAGAUUGUAGUGAGGGAUCGGAACCGUUUCCACCAUUUUGUGAAUGGUUCGUGUUCUUGUGGGGAUUACUGGUGAACUGUGUUUUAUGGGUUUGGAUCACUUAAAGAAGAAGAUCCUGUUAAAGAAAAAUCCAAUUCUAUAUUUUUAGGCAAUUCAUCUACGAUAUUCGAUGACACUGAAUGCCUAACUAGGGCAAUCUCAUCAGAUACAAAGGCCUCAUUUCUGGGGAAAGGCAAGUGGAGCUUCAAGAUUCAAACAAUCUCUGGAGGCCUCAGAGUUGACACGCUUUCAUUUUUCAUUUCUGGGGAUUAUUCAUGUAGGAAAGCCCGAUAGUGCAGUCUUUGGAUGCAGAGAUACUGUUCAAGUGAAAAUGAAAAUUGGUUUUCCCUGUAUUUGGAAGUUCUGAAUUUGAAUUUGAAAUAUAAUACUAAUAUUUAUUAAAA